GCACUGUGCACAGCGCAAACAUGGAGACGUUCAAAGACUCGAAAGGGAGGGACGUGACAAAGCCAAGCAUCGUGCGGGACUACAACCACACAAUGGGCGGUGUCGACAAGUCAGACCAGAUGCUGGCGAACUACCCUGUCCCCAGAAAACGGCAGAAAAUAUAUUACAAGAAGAUUUUUCGCCACUUGCUUGAUGAGUUGACAUUUAACUCCUUUGUUUUGUAUCAAAAGGAAGGAGGGAAGAUGAACCACCUCGACUUCCGCCUCGCCCUUAUUGAAGCAAUCUUCAAUAGGUACCUCGACCCCGCGCGAAAGAUAAAGCGUGGCCGGCCUUCUGGCGUACUUGAUCCCAUACGACUUCAAGAGAGGCACUUUCCAGCUUACAUCCCUCCAACCGAAAACAAGGCAACUCCAACCAGGAAAUGCUUCAUUUGCUGCAAAAAGCAAGGAGACAAAGGCCGGAAAAUUAGGAAGGAAACACGAUUUUGGUGCAAGAGCUGCAACAAACCGCUAUGCGUGAUCCCUUGUUUUGAGAUUUACCACACCGUCCCAAUGCUUCCUCGGUGAAGCAAUCAACUUUUUGUCACCACAACUCAGUGAAAGAGUUCAGAAAUCGGUGGCUGUGGUCAUUCUUUAAUUUUUAUUGUUCAUUACCAGCAGAAAGUUCCUUUUCUUUUUUCUGAGAAACAAUAAACUUGAAUAUGCUACUUUGA
Messenger RNA from Dermacentor andersoni, 712 nucleotides. RefSeq names its product piggyBac transposable element-derived protein 4-like. NCBI's taxonomy places the organism in Eukaryota, Metazoa, Arthropoda, Arachnida, Ixodida, Ixodidae. The record is from RefSeq and is a predicted model, not a curated record.